Drosophila gunungcola (fruit fly) is the source of this 502-nucleotide messenger RNA. It is a transcript of the gene Rpb11, whose product is annotated as DNA-directed RNA polymerase II subunit RPB11. The transcript is spliced from 4 exons. Lineage: Eukaryota; Metazoa; Arthropoda; Insecta; Diptera; Drosophilidae. Gene Ontology annotation, cellular component: RNA polymerase II, core complex. Gene Ontology annotation, molecular function: DNA binding; protein dimerization activity. Gene Ontology annotation, biological process: transcription by RNA polymerase II. The coding region runs from base 95 to 448 and encodes 117 amino acids. The record is from RefSeq and is a predicted model, not a curated record.
GCCAACACUACCCCACCGAAUUUUCUGAGCGUGCUACUGUUUAUAACAAACAAUUUCGGUUUUUGCUGUAAUUUAACCAAAAUAAAUAUACAAAAUGAAUGCGCCGCCCACCUUUGAGUCAUUCCUGCUCUACGAAGGCGAAAAAAAAAUCAUCAAAGAAUUGGACACCAAAGUAACAAAUGCGGCUAUAUUUACGAUAAAUAAAGAGGAUCACACUCUGGGCAACAUGAUCCGCAACCAACUGCUGAAGGACCCCAAUGUUUUAUUUGCCGGCUACAAGGUUCCGCAUCCCCUGGAACACAAAUUCGUCAUCCGGAUCCAAACUACGGCGGAUUAUUCCCCUCAAGAGGCCUUCAUGAACGCCAUAACCGAUCUGCUGGCGGAAUUAUCUCUCUUUGAAGAACGCUUUAAGGAUGCCAUCAAGGAGAAAAAGGAGGGAGGCGAUUAAUUGUACUUCUAUCUUAUAUAAAACCCAAUAAACUCUGGACAGUCUUCUUCCACA